ACGGGACGGGACGGGACGGGAUGGGACCGGGGGGAGUGGAACGGGCGGGCAGCACGCACAGGCCGGGCUGCAGAACGCGGGCAGGUCCUCCGAGGAUGUGGCUGCUCUGGCUCGCCUGGGCACUGCCCGUGCUGGCCAUGGCCUCCAGCUCCGGCCCCAGCCCCAGUGCCGGCCCCACUGAGCUGCCUCCAGACAAGGCUUCCAUCUUCGCCGACCUGUCUGCGGCUGAGCUGCGCGCUGUGCGGACCUUCCUCAUGAGCCGCCCGGAGCUGGGGCUGUCCCCAAGCCGCGGGGGGCCCCUGGCCAAGAACACCCUCUUCCUGGUGGAGCUGCUGCCCCCCAAGAAGCGGCUGGCCCUGCACUACCUGGACCAUGGUGGCCGCCGGCCCCGGCGCCAGGCUCGGGCCGUUGUCUUUUUCGGUGGGCAAGCGGAGCCCAAUGUUACUGAAUUUGCUGUGGGCCCCCUGCCCCGGCCAAGCUCAUACCGGCUGCUGCGGUUCAAGGGCAGCCGCACUGUGCCCUUCACCGCACGGCCCAUGACGCAGCUGGAGUAUGAGCUGCUGCAUGGCGUGCUGGCGCAGGCAAUGGAGCCGCUCCACCGGCUGCUGCUCGACGCCACCGGCUUCUGGUUCCACAACUGCUCCCAGCGCUGCCUGACCUUCUCGGACAUUGCGCCACGAGGACUGGUGUCCGGUGAGCGCCGGAGCUGGCUGGUGCUGCAGCGCUUCGUGGAGGGCUUCUUCCUGCACCCGGUGGGGCUGGAGGUGCUGGUGGACCACCGGGACCCCGACCCACGGCGUUGGGCAGUGCAGCGGCUCUGGUACAACGGGCACUACUUCUCCAGCCCACAGGAGCUGGCUGAGCGCUAUGAGCGUGGCACGCUGGCGAUGGCGCGGCUGCCAGAGCCCCCUUCACAACAGCUCUUCUCCAGCUACGAGCCCCGUGGGCGCUUCACCACUGGCACCCCCACUGCAGUGCACGGUGCCAAGGUGUGUGAGCCCCAGGGCCGGCGGUAUCGGGUGCGCGGCAACCAGCUGGAGUACAGUGGAUGGAGCCUGGCUUUCCGCCUGCGCUCCUCUGCCGGGCUCCAGCUCUUCAACCUGCGCUUCAAUGGGGAGCGCGUGGCCUACGAGGUGAGCGUGCAGGAGGCUAUUGCCUUCUAUGGUGGCCACACGCCAGCUGCCAUGCAGACCAAGUACAUGGAUGCCGGCUGGGGAAUGGGUGCUGUCACCUAUGAGCUGGCCCGUGGCAUCGACUGCCCCGAGGCAGCCACCUACCUGGAUGUGCAUCACUUCUACGAUGCCGAUGGGCCCGUGCGCUUCCCACGUGCCAUCUGCAUCUUCGAGCUGCCCACCGGCGUCCCGCUCCGCCGCCACUUUGAUAGUGACUUCCAAGGGGGGUUCCACUUCUACGCUGGCCUGGAGGGGCAGGCGCUGGUCCUGCGCACCACCUCCACCGUCUACAACUACGACUACAUCUGGGACUUCCUCCUCUACCCCAACGGUGUGAUGGAGGCCAAGGUCCAUGCCACCGGCUUCAUCCAUGCCACCUUCUACACGCCACAGGGCCGGCGCUACGGCAGCCGCGUCCACAGCCACGUCCUCGGCAACCUCCACACCCACCUCGUGCACUACAAGGUGGACCUGGACAUCGCAGGCACCGGCAACAGCUUCGAGACCAUGGACGUGCGCUUUGAGAAUAUCUCCAACCCCUGGAGCCCAGGUGCCCGCGUGGUGCAGCCCUGGCUGCACCGGCAGCCCCGCCACACCGAGCGCCAGGCUGCUUUCCCCUUCGGCACGGCGCUGCCGCGCUACCUGCUUUUCUACAAUCCGCGCCGGCGCAACCGCUGGGGCCAUGCACGCAGCUACCGCAUCCAGCACAGCUCCCACGCCGGGCCCGUGCUGCCGCGCGGGUGGCAGGAAGAGGAGGGAGUCUCCUGGGGCAGGUACCACCUGGCCGUGACGCGGCACCAUGAGAACGAGCCCACCAGCAGCAGCAUCUAUGCCCAGAAUGACCCCUGGGACCCUCUGGUCAGCUUUGAGGGCUUCAUCCGCAACAACGAGAGCAUCGACGACCAGGACCUGGUGGCCUGGGUGACCGUAGGAUUCCUGCAUGUCCCGCACGCCGAGGACAUCCCCAACACAGCCACACCUGGCAACGCCGUUGGCUUCUUCCUGCGCCCCUUCAACUUCUUCAAUGAGGACCCCUCGGUGGCCUCGCACAGCCCCGUCAUUGUCCGUCCACUGGACCCUCCCACCUUCUCCCGUGUUGAGAUCCAGCGCUGGACACCGGCCAGCCCUGGCGCCUGUGUUGGUCCAGAGCCCUUCACGUACAAUGGCACCUACCGGCAGGAGUGACCCGCCACAGCACUGGUGGCGGCACUGGGGACACCCUGGGCCAUGGGGACCCCAGGUAGUGCCAUGCUGUGUCCUGGGCUCAGUAAAGGCAAUGCCACCUC
This is a messenger RNA of Pezoporus occidentalis (night parrot), 2458 nucleotides long. RefSeq names its product amine oxidase copper containing 1 (gene AOC1). Lineage: Eukaryota; Metazoa; Chordata; Aves; Psittaciformes; Psittacidae. Gene Ontology annotation, molecular function: copper ion binding; quinone binding; primary methylamine oxidase activity. The transcript is spliced from 5 exons. Gene Ontology annotation, biological process: amine metabolic process; response to antibiotic. The coding region runs from base 21 to 2357 and encodes 778 amino acids. Gene Ontology annotation, cellular component: plasma membrane. The record is from RefSeq and is a predicted model, not a curated record.